GAUGAUAAUGGUUGAUAUUCCGCAUCGAGGUCAGGCAGACAAUAUAUAACAUUGUCUGGAUGUAGAUGGACAAAUCCUUAUUUUGAUCAUAUGAAUAUUUGAUGUUUACCCAUUGUUUAAAUAGAAUAUAACAGAUUUCGUAAUACGGAAAUUUGUAGAGGAUUUGUUUUCAUUCCCAUUGUAACAGUUUAACUUGUGAUAUCGCAAAGCGCUAAUAUAGGUUGGGACGAUCAUAACAAUGAGCGUAAUCAUAAUGCACUGGUUUGAUCAACAUCACAAAAUAUAUAUGUGAGAGAGCGGACAAAUAAUGUGACUUUAUACUUGAAUCAAACGUGUUUAGACAUUUAAGUGGCCAUAGACCCUGUUUUGAAUCAGAGGUUUCAAUUUCACUAUGCAAAGUAACUCCACAGCCGUCCAAGGAUCCAUGAACAGCUAUGCCCAGUGUAUCACGCGGCUGUACUGCUAUACAAGGUCUUGAUUGCGACAUAGUGACGUAAAACUGCGAUUGAAGUUAUUUUUCUUCUUUGACAGGCAUUUAGAAGUUGGAGUACGAAAUGCAUGCUUCAAGGACAUCCAACUCUCUAAUAAUGGUGUGCAAAACAUAACAUCCCCAGGAUACCCGCUGCCGCAUGGAUCAUUUGGAACAUGCGGAUGGAAGAUACUUGCAUCGUCAAAGGAACAUCUUGUGGGCAUUUAUGUUGCAUACUUUGAUUUGGAAGAGUCCAGUAAUUGCCAACAUGACAGUUUGUCCUUCUAUGAUGGGUCAGACAAUUCAAGUCGACUACUGUUGCAAUUGUGUGGCAACGAAGCAACUCAAAGCAGUAUCCUCAGCAGCGGAGAUACUAUGUACCUACAGUUUAUUUCCGGUGCUGUCUCUAAUGGCAAAGGAUUUGUUCUUACAGUCAUGGACAUUGAAAGAUGCGGUGGAAGGUUAACAGCAACAUCGGAGAAAGCGAACCUCACCUCCCCGGGAUAUCCUUACACCUACUUUAAUAAUCUGAGGUGCAUAUGGAUUAUAACAGCAGAAAAUGAAAACGAGACAAUUGCUUUGAUAACUAAAAGCUCAAAUAUAAACCCAAAUACGGAGUCUGGGAAUAAGUGGGAUGGCGAUAUGGUUCGUGUUUUUAACGGAAACACAACUGAAGCGGACCAAUUUCUUGGGGCAUUCAAUUCAUUCUACACGCCUGCGUAUUACAGUUCAAAGGAUUCACUAUUGAUAGAGUUUACAACUGAAGGUGCCACAACUACAGAAGGCUUCUGGAUGCAAUAUACCGCGAGACCAGAGGGCAACUGUAAUGGGACGUAUAUGAUAUACAAUACACCUGCAUACGUUCUAUCACCGGGAUACCCCGAUUCUUAUCAAAGCGAUCUGGAAUGCGUCAUAAUGAUAGCAGAAGUGCUAGUACCAGAGAACAUGAGACUUGACGUCCUAUCUUCUGAGAUGGAGGGAAACUACCCCCGAUGUGAUAAUGACUCUGUAACUCUGUUUUCAGUGUAUGGUAAUGAUGAUGAAGACACUAUCGGUGAAUUUUGUGGAAAUUCAUCAAUAUCCCCAGUUGGGCCCUACUAUUCUAAUGGAAUGAUUAUGAAAUUGGUAUUCAAAACCGGCAGUGAUACCAGCGGAAAGGGCUUCCGGCUCCAGGUAUCUCAAAGUUCACGUCCAGUGAUUCCCCAUCCUACUCAUGUUUGUGGUCCACGAUUUCUCAAUGCAUCCACAUAUCCAAAAUUCCUUCAGUCUCCCGGAUAUCCUGUGAUUUCUCAGAACAAUUUAGACUGUGUUUGGACAAUGACGGCCUCUGAUCCAAAAAUGAUGGUGCGCAUCGACGUCAUCGAUUCGGACGUUCAGACGUCAAUAGAUUAUCUCAGCUGCAAGUAUAGCCGCGUCACAGCUUACAAUGGACCAUCCAUCUUCAACGCCACUAUUUUAUUCUGGUGCGGCGUAUCAAGACCGACUCUCCAGAGUACUGGACCAGCUAUGACAGUUCAAUUCCAGACUAAGCUCUCAAACGAUAAAAGAGGCUUCAAACUCAAAUAUUUUGAAACUAAUGAGACAUACAGGUGCGGUGGAACAGUCAAUGUUACUACAAGCAGGGCUACAAUCUUGACAGGGCCGUAUCUAAAUUCACAAGAUUGCCACUGGACUAUACAUGCUCCAGCAAACACAAACAUCCAAAUUAACGUCACAAACGUGGAAGUAGUUUUUACGCCACCAUCACCAACAUGUGAUUUGGGUUACUUGGAGCUUUACGAUGGUACCAAUACUGGCUUAAGUACUCCAAGGAGGUGGUGCGGUAAACACGACGCUGACUACAUCAGUUCCGGAAAUAUCCUCACAGCCAGACUGAACUCCGGCGCAACCAACAGAUAUAGAGGAUUACAAAUGUAUCUUCAGGCUGGACACUUCGAUGGAUCAACGAACACGAUUCUUUCUGCUGCGGUUGUUGAUCAAUAUAUUACGUCUCCAAAUUAUCCGUUUGAUUGCCCGAGAAUCACGGAAUCCUCGUGGAAGAUUGAAGGAGGUGAUAAUAUUUUCCAGAUCAACAUCGUAGUUAAAAACUCAAGCCUAGACCUUUCUGAUGGUUGUCAAAAUGACUACGUGGAAGCGUUUGAUGGCUCCGACACCAAUGCUCCAUCCCUUGGUCGCUGGUGCGGGAAAGAUAAACCAACGAAAACAGGUUCUAGUUCUACAAUGUUCCUGAAAUUCAAGUCGAAUUCAAGUCUCAAUGUCGGCAGGGGGUUCAAGAUAUUGUAUAUUUUGCAAACGAGAGAAAUUGAUACGGGCUUCUCGCAAACUGCGGCUAUUAUUGCGAGUUCAGCUGGGGCCGCAGGUGGGCUAAUAGCCCUCACACUGAUAUUCGUCGGUCGUAGGCGGGAACGAGCCAGGCGAAACAAACAACCACUAAUAACCAAAAAACUAUAGAAGCCACUAUGGACACAACAACAUUCCCCAGUCUUCAGUCUUCCCAUUGACAAAACAGGUUGCCAUACAGAGAGCGAUCGCAGUUUGGAACCUGUGUCAAGUCAUAUUUUGCAUUGUAUAUAUAAACUUAUUUCAAUCGUUCAUUUUGAAAAUAUGAUAAUGAGUCCAGUAUGGAGAUUUAAGUUGCAAGAAUUUAUAUGCAGUAGUUUUAUCUGUAAACAUUUUUAACAGUUUCCAUGUUUCAAGUUCAGAGUGAAUGUCCAUUUCAAUGAAAUUGAUUAGCUCUCCGAGACAUACGCUAUAUAUACAUGCUCGUUACGUUGGAGUUGGAUAAGGACACUGCUCAAUGACCUGCAAUCACAUAAUGUCGAUUAAAUCUAUUUGAAUUGAACUUGAUGAGCAAGAACAAUUUCACUACCGACAGUAGGUAACAUUAGAAUCCCCUAGAGCACUGUUUACAGCAUAACAUGUAUAAUGCAUGAUUCUACAUAUUGUUCAUGAGUUUAUCAAAACAGAGUACAACACAUUUCGUAUUCAUAUUCCCUAUCACUUAUCUCGGUGUGAAAUAAACAUGAUUACAUUUC
Messenger RNA from Haliotis rufescens (red abalone), 3504 nucleotides. RefSeq names its product deleted in malignant brain tumors 1 protein-like. The transcript has 20 exons. NCBI's taxonomy places the organism in Eukaryota, Metazoa, Mollusca, Gastropoda, Lepetellida, Haliotidae. The record is from RefSeq and is a predicted model, not a curated record. Bases 845 to 2920 code for a protein of 691 amino acids.